Megalops cyprinoides (Indo-Pacific tarpon) is the source of this 4189-nucleotide messenger RNA. RefSeq names its product ras-related protein Rab-11B. The record is from RefSeq and is a predicted model, not a curated record. Gene Ontology annotation, biological process: constitutive secretory pathway; regulated exocytosis. The transcript has 5 exons. Gene Ontology annotation, molecular function: GTPase activity; GTP binding. Lineage: Eukaryota; Metazoa; Chordata; Actinopteri; Elopiformes; Megalopidae. Gene Ontology annotation, cellular component: recycling endosome. The coding region runs from base 83 to 739 and encodes 218 amino acids.
UGCCGGUUGAAGCGAGUCGCUGCGAUCUCUUCCUGGCGGAUAAAAGUAUAGCUGAGAUAGCUGUAUUCAUAAAGUAAAAAAAAUGGGAACGCGAGAUGACGAAUACGAUUACCUUUUCAAAGUGGUGCUGAUUGGAGACUCGGGGGUCGGGAAGAGCAACCUGCUCUCCCGCUUCACGCGGAACGAGUUCAACCUGGAGAGUAAGAGCACCAUCGGCGUGGAGUUCGCCACCCGCAGCAUCCAGGUGGACGGAAAGACCAUCAAGGCUCAGAUCUGGGACACAGCCGGGCAGGAGCGCUACCGGGCCAUCACCUCAGCGUACUACCGGGGGGCGGUGGGGGCGCUGCUGGUGUACGACAUCGCCAAGCACCUGACCUACGAGAACGUGGAGCGCUGGCUGAAGGAGCUGCGGGAUCACGCCGACAACAACAUCGUCAUCAUGCUGGUGGGCAACAAGAGCGACCUGCGCCACCUGAGGGCCGUGCCCACCGACGAGGCGCGCGCUUUCGCAGAGAAGAACAAUCUGUCGUUCAUUGAAACUUCUGCCUUGGACUCCACCAACGUAGAGGAGGCUUUCAAAAACAUCCUCACAGAGAUCUACCGCAUCGUAUCUCAGAAGCAGAUCGCUGACCGGUCGGCGCAUGACGAGUCUCCGGGCAACAACGUGGUGGACAUCAGCGUGCCCCCCACCACCGACGGGCAGAGAGCCAACAAACUGCAGUGCUGUCAAAACCUGUGACCCCUGACCUUUGACCCCAACUGGAAGCCCCCCCCCCUCCCCUGAUUUGCUCUUGAAUGUUGUGUGCUCUCCCCUCCCUCCCCCACUUGUUUUCUGUGGACGUUUCUCCUUGUUUUUGAUGCUGUUACUUUAUAGCUAACAUUCCUCUCUGUCAGUUAAUGUUUUUUUUUUUGUUUGUAUGUCACUGUUCUUCACGGUUUUUAGUUUUUGUUGUUUUUUCCCUUGACCUCAGAAUUUUCCUCUUUUACGUGAGAACAGACACUGGGCACUGGUCAUGUGACCCACUCCCAUGGAGGGGAGGAGCCGGCCGCCCGAUUACAGUCCUCAGGAUAGAGCCGGAAGUUGAACAAGCCAGGGUUGCCAGGGUCCAAGCGCCGUAUGAAUUUAGCUGACUUGGAUAAGUGCCUGUCUGAAAAUGCAUCAUCUUCUAGGCCACAGAGACAGUGAAGGAGGGCUAAUAAACUGAUAAGCAAUCUUUAAUCUUAUCAGAACCCUAAUAUUUCAGUGCAGCACAUGUGUCAAGAUGGGCCCUUUCUAAAUUUAAUUAUGUGCUGUUAUCAUAUUCAUGAAUAAAGUAAAUUCUUAAUCGUAAAAUGCCUGGAAUUUAAAACGAAAAUAUAUAUACAUAGUUGUAGCUUGCUGAUCAUAGGUAAUUAAAAAAAUGGCAAACGGAGAAAAUGAAUGGCCUGAUAUAGGGCAUGUUGCUUUUCUCGUUGAAACCAUGCGAACUCUCCUCUGAUUGGUUUAGAUGCCUCAUGUGACAAACAUAGGCCAAUGACAAACCGUCGUGCAUUUCGCGCAGAGAGAAAAGUAGCCGUAUCUUUCUGCUGGCAAAUCAACCCGUGUAAACACCUGAUUUCCUGUAAAUCGGGUGUGAGAACAGAUUGUGCUUUCAGUAAAACUGAUUUAAGAUGCCUUAUGUUUGCCCUCAGUUAGAUAGAAAUGCCUUGACACAGUUUUUGGUGUGUGGUUACACACUGGUAUUUUCCUGACUCAUGUCUGGACAUUUAGCCAUUUCCCCAGCUGUAGGCACCAACAUGGCAUGGCUUCUUCAGUACCUUGUGCCAUCUGUGCCCGAGCACACACGGUUUCCAUGCUUGGCUGUAACGUGGCGAAAAAACCUGCUAUGCAGAAAUGGGCCUGGAAGACUUAUGACAAUGGUUAGGGCACGAAAUCCAUAAUUGAAAGAAAGGGAAAAAAAAAACUUUGUCAGCGUGAAAUGCUGCAGGCAGUUUAGCUUAACACCAGAGAAGAUUUUUUUUUUUUUUUGCCUGUAAUUUUAUAUCAAGAAUGUUGCCCCUGCUGAAUGCCUUCAUGAACUUCCCAUGUGGAUCACCAUAAGUCAGUCGAAAGUGUAACCUGCCUUUUUGCUGCGGUAGGAGGAAGUAUGGAACUUCUGCUCAUCCUAAUUACCUUUUCCCCUCUAUGGUCAAAGAAGUUGUCAGCUCCAAAUCUGAAAUUUGAUAUUUUGUUUAAUGUAUAUUCCACCUGCCUAUCUGUAACCUUACAGGAGGAAAUGCAUGCCACCCCAUGUGAACUCCCAGGAGACAGAGAUCUUAUUUGGGUCUUCUGAACAGAUCUCUUAUCAAUGGAUAUAAGCGUUUUAUGCUUAUUGUCCAUCAGAUUACAGAUUUUGACUGGUCUCCUUCCUAAGCAGGUGGCAUUCUCUAAUCACCCGUAUAUACAAGGUAUAACAGUUACAGAUACUAACACACACCUUGGUCUCCAGUUUUUAGUAGCUGAUGUUUACAGUCAAAUGUGCGUUAGAUUACUCCACGCAUGUUGCGAAUUUCCUGCAAAUAGUGGCAUCAAAAUAAGUCAGCUCAAUCACAGUGACCAGCACAUAAUUGGCUAAUCAGUUUAUUUAUUAGGAUUAACUAGCUGGCUUUUAUAUGCAUCUUAAAAAUGGUCUCUUUCCAUUUCAUAUAACCUCCAGUUACAUACCUAUGUAUUGAUUCUCUAUGACAUCAGAAUCAGAGAGGGCUGCUUAAAAGAUUCUGUAAACACAUUAUAAAGUAACGAAUGAUAAUUUAAGUACUGAAUUUAACCAGAAUUUUUUUAUUUGCAGCUGCUUUGCUGGUGUAAAGGGUGGGCAGGAGAAAAUCAGUGGAAACAAACCACUAUGAGGAAAUAAAAUGAUAAUGAAAUUAUUAUGUCAGCAGAAACUGAUAUUUUGACACAAAUCAUUGUUUUUUGUUUUGUGAGGUUGUCAUCUGGGAAUAAAAUUCCAUGCACUGCAACAAUUGCAUGUAAGAGUUAAGGUUCACUACUGCAAGUUUCAUGACUUCUGAACAGUGAAUUGUGGGCUGGAAUAUUGGUACUGUACCUCAUUCUUUUAUGCAUGGUUUAUACUCGCAUUGUAAAAUAUAAUCAUAAGCACACUAGAACUCUUUCAUUUAGAAGCAGUCUCUGUCAUAUUAAUACAAUGUAUAACCUUUCAUGGGGGAGAUGCAGUAGUUUCAUUCCAUCUCUGAACAAUUCAAGGUCUGAGCUUUGUAAUAGUGAUGGCCUUUGGCUCUAGAAUUGUUCCACAACCAUGAUCAUGAACUUAACAUCUGGUCACAAUUCAAAGCUGACAGCAGUCUUGAUACGUAGUGUUAGAAUGCUGAGAAUGUAUUGCGUCUCAUAGAGAAGAUCACCUUGUGUGCAAGUCAACAACUCAUAGGUCACAAACGUAAAGAAAAUCAUUUUACUUGAGAAAUGAUGGGCAAAGAGGCCAGGGUCUGUUUCUCUUCCCACACAAUGUACCCUUUUCGGUGACUGGUGCAGAUGUGUCGCAUGGGGCAUAUUGAGCAGUCAAAGCUGAGUGUGCAUUGUGCGUGUGGGGGAAAAAUGGGACAACUGGAGCAUCAUCCACAAUGGGGUUCAUGAUGCUUUGUUUUCCCAUCACCACUGAGAAUCCAAGCGUAGAUUCAAAGGCUAAUGCGAUACGUUUAUGAACACGACAGUUGUUUUUAUUUGUAUCUCUUAACAAUUUUUGAAAUGGCAGAUAUUUUUUUUCCUGUAGUAACAGUAUACCUGGCUUUCUGGACAAAAUUAGACAUUGACCCAAUGCAUUGAAGUUUGAGUUUAUUUCAUACCGCUAGCCUAUUUCUGAGCCUGGUUUUUAGGGUUUACUGAGAUUUGAAAUUCACACUGGAAAAUGAGCUCUCUCUAUUUUGUAAAGUGUGUUUUCUCAUCUGCCUCCCUCCCUCAGUGAUUUGUUUCUGUACUUUGUGCAAUCCACAGUGUAAAUAUAAUCGCGCAUCACUCGAUUUGUGCAUGGUUAAUAUGUAUGUUGGAUAAAUUUGUUGCCAGACUGAGGUGAAUGAACUGUGUCUGCGUGUUUAUUCACAACUGGUUGAGCACGCUGAUGUCAGCAAAAUUUAGACAGGUUUGCACUAUGAAUACAAUGCCCAGCGCUAUGCUGUCUGACAGACAGAUAUGAAUGGCAAUAUGGUUGCAAUGUUA